GUGUGUGUGUGUGUGUGUGUGUGUGUACCCUGCCAUCCCCACCUGUUGAACAACAUGCACAUUCUUUUCAAAACCCACUCACUCACUUAAUAAGUUAGACAACAUCCUUAUCCACACAUACACACAUACACACCUACCCACCCCUGCGGCCCUGGCUAUCUUUCUUUCCCCUUUCUUCUUCAUCUUCCUUUUACCUCCUAAAGAUGUUUAAUGACAAAGGAAGGAAGAAAGGAAGGAAGAAAGAAAGAAAGAAAGAAAGAAAGAAAGAAAGAAAGGAAGAAAGAAAGAAAGAAAGAAAGAAAGAAAAGAAAUAAUGAUGAGAGAUGCUGACUGUGAAGAACAUGUUCAUCCUUCUAACGACUGACAAUAAAGGAAGCUUAUUGGUCCUCCAGUCUCUCCCUCUCUCCCGCCUCUCUCUCUCUGUCUGAGACAGGCUUACUGUGUCUCCCAGCUCUAGAGGUCAUUCUGUCACCCAGUGAGUGAGCAAGGGGGAGGGAGGGGUGGGAAGUGAUGAUUCAGACAGAGAGAGGAAGACAGACACACCGAGGACGAGACAGAUAAAGGAUGAGUCACAGCAUAGACAGACAGACAGAGAGAGAGAUUCAGCUAUGUAAAGGAAGAAGAUAAAAGGGAAGAGGGCCGGAGUGAGUGACACAGACACAGAGGAGGAUCUUCUGGUCUUCAGGAGCAGGGAGAAGAGGGAGGAGAGCAUUUGACCAGACAUGGAGGCCAUUGUUUGUCCAAUGGGUGGCAGCAGUAGCAGCAGCAGGUUGUUUGGUACAUUGGCCCAGCCACUCAACAGGGCCCCCUUGGCCCAACCAGACCCAUACCUGGAGGACAACCCUGACCAGGACCUGGCUGAGAUCGAUCCGGACCAGCUGCUCAGAGAGUGCGAGGAGGCUCUGCAGAGACGUCCGGCCCGGCCACAUCGGGAUCUGGUCUAUCCCACCGGCAUUGCGCCCUGCCGCCACAAGCACAACCCCCCCAUACGGAUUCUGCAGUGGAAUAUACUUGCACAAGCUCUUGGUGAGGGGAAAGACGGCUUUAUCCGCUGUCCACUGGAUGCUCUCAACUGGCAGGAAAGGAAAUACCUGAUCCUGGAGGAGAUCCUCACCUACCGCCCCGACAUUGUGUGUCUACAGGAAGUGGACCAUUACUAUGACACUUUCCAGCCAAUCAUGGCCAGCCUGGGUUACCAUGGCACCUUCCUGGCCAAACCCUGGUCUCCCUGUCUGGAUGUAGAACAGAAUAAUGGUCCUGAUGGCUGCGCUCUGUUUUACCGCCGCUCCCGCUUCUCCCUCCAGGCUACCUCUCACCUGCGGCUGUCGGCCAUGAUGCUGCCCACCAACCAAGUUGCCAUCGUCCAGACGCUGAACUGCCAGGUAACGGGCCGCCGGCUGUGCGUGGCCGUCACCCAUCUCAAAGCUCGUAGCGGCUGGGAGAGGUUGCGGAGCGCACAAGGCGCCGACCUGCUGCAAAGUUUACGCAGCAUAGCGUCCCGAGCUGGCAGCAGCCAGAGCGAGGCAGCCUCGGCCAGUGUGCCUUUAAUAGUGUGUGGGGACUUUAACGCAGAACCCUCGGAGGACGUGUACCGGCGCUUCAGCUCCUCCCCCCUCGGCCUGAACUCUGCUUACAAGCUGCUGAGCUCUGACGGACAGACGGAGCCGGCCUAUACCACAUGGAAGAUCCGCCCCUCUGGAGAGAGCUGCAGCACUCUGGACUACAUCUGGUAUACCCACGAUGCUUUGAGUGUGGAGUGCCUGUUGGACAUUCCUACAGAGGAGCAGAUCGGCCCAGACCGCCUCCCCUCCUACCACUACCCCUCCGACCAUCUAUCACUGCUCUGUGACAUCACCUUCAGGGAGGAGCCGCACAGAUUGAGGCUGAUUGCCAGUCACAGCAGCCCUGGACCAAUAGGAGGGCUGGGAUAGUGGACCGCUAGAAACAAUACUGAACCUUUACUGUAAAGCAGAGGAACAGCAUCUGCUGCUUUCUGUGCUCAUAUUGAAGCAGAUUCAAGGCGGGACAAGUGAAACCUAAUGGGAACGUGAAUAAUAUGAGACAGACACAAAGCCAUAAAGCUGGUUCACUUUCUGUAAUGUUAUUUUAGAGAUCAUCAUAAUGGAAAAGAAAAAGAGACAUUGUGACAUCAUCAUAAUGGAAAAGAAAAAGAGACAUUGUGACAUCACCUCGCUGGAAAAACAAACAGAGUUUUAAGUUUGGAUUUGAUUCAGUUGGAGUUCAGCUGAAAUGGCAGCUAAGUGCUUCAUCUGCCGAAGUUCCUGGAAGCCAACUGUGGUUAUUUAUUGUUUCCAAUGCGCACAGAUUAUUAUCACUUAAUGUUCUUAAAUUAUUCUUUCUACUUUCUGUCAGUGGGUUAUACCAUAAUCAACAUCCUUUCCUAUUGUGUUUUAAAAUAAAUGAUUUUGCUUUGAAGUAAUCCUGGAUGGUUCUUCAGUUUGACAUUGGUAAUCAUGACAGUGUUGUUGCUGUGAAUACAUUAAGCAGGAGGAGAUAUGUUAAUGUUAAUAUAUAUAAUAAAGUCAUUAUUUGUACUCUUA
Molecule: messenger RNA, 2561 nt
Organism: Dicentrarchus labrax (European seabass)
Lineage: Eukaryota; Metazoa; Chordata; Actinopteri; Moronidae
Gene: nocta
Product: nocturnin a
Exons: 3
Coding region: 723-1931 (402 amino acids)
Biological process (GO): circadian rhythm
Molecular function (GO): poly(A)-specific ribonuclease activity
Source: RefSeq, a predicted model, not a curated record